GUUCGCGCAGGCGCAGAGGGAGUCGGCGACUCGGGCAGUGCUCUUGCGCGCUCCGGGCGCGGGGCCUGGGGCGUUCGGGGUGUCCCGCGUGUCUGUCUGUCCCUUGCACCCCUCACCCGCUGCCAGGCAACUGGUCUGCCAGGCUGUCUGCACUGCGCCUGCAUCGGGCGCCUGCCUUCUGCCCCCCGUCGGCGCCAUCAUGCUGCUGCCCGUGUUCACCCUGAAACUGCGCCACAAAAUCAGCCCCCGCAUGGUGGCCAUAGGGCGAUACGACGGGACUCACCCGUGCUUGGCGGCUGCCACCCAAGCGGGCAAGAUUUUUAUUCAUAAUCCUCACACACGGAGCCAGCAUUUCAAUGCAUCCAGAGUCUUCCAGAGCCCCCUGGAGUCCGAUGUUUCGCUCCUCAACAUUAACCAGACAGUGAGCUGCCUGGCUGCGGGAGUCUUGAACCCUGAGCUUGGCUGUGAUGCUCUUUUAGUGGGAACACAGACCAGUCUUUUGGCUUAUGAUAUCUACAACAAUUCAGAUUUGUUCUACAGAGAGGUAGCAGAUGGGGCAAAUGCCAUUGUGCUGGGGACCCUGGGAGACAUCACUCCUCCUCUUGCAAUCAUCGGUGGCAAUUGUGCUCUUCAGGGUUUUGAUCAUGAAGGAAAUGAUCUCUUUUGGACGGUUACUGGAGACAAUGUUCAUUCCCUGGCUUUGUGUGACUUUGAUGGUGAUGGGAAGACAGAGCUUCUUGUUGGAUCUGAAGAUUUUGACAUCCGGGUUUUUAAAGAGGAUGAGAUUGUGGCGGAAAUGACAGAAACAGAGAUAAUCACCUCUCUGUGUCCCAUGUAUGGCAGCCGGUUUGGUUAUGCCCUUUCCAAUGGCACAGUUGGAGUUUAUGACAAGACAGCCCGAUACUGGAGAAUUAAAUCCAAAAACCAUGCCAUGAGCAUUCAUGCUUUUGACAUUAACUCUGAUGGCGUGUGUGAGCUGAUAACUGGGUGGUCCAAUGGAAAGGUUGAUGCUCGAAGUGACCGGACUGGAGAGGUCAUAUUUAAAGACAACUUUUCUUCUGCAAUUGCUGGUGUGGUAGAGGGAGAUUACCGGAUGGAUGGCCAUGUGCAGUUAAUCUGCUGCUCAGUGGAUGGGGAAAUCCGAGGCUACCUGCCAGGCACAGCGGAGAUGAAGGGGAACCUCCUGGACACGAGUGUAGAGCAGGACCUGAUCCGAGAGCUGAGUCAGAAGAAGCAGACUCUGCUGCUGGAACUCCGCAACUACGAGGAGAACACCAAGGCAGAACUGAGCAGUCCCCUGAAUGAGGCUGAUGGGCAGAAAGGCAUAAUUCCAGCCAAUACCAAGCUCCACACCGCCCUCUCGGUUAGCCUGGGGAGUGAUGUACAGGAUGCGCAUGCGGAAUUGCGCAUCUCCACUUCCAAUGAUACCAUCAUCCGAGCAGUAUUAAUUUUUGCAGAGGGGAUUUUUGUGGGUGAAAGCCAUGUGGUUCACCCCAGCAUUCACAACCUCUCUAGCUCCAUCCGUGUCCCAGUUACACCUCCCAAAGAUGUCCCUGUGGAUCUGCACCUGAAAACCUUCGUGGGUUACAGAAGCAGCACCCAGUUCCAUGUAUUUGAAUUGACAAGACAGCUCCCCCGAUUCACCAUGUAUGCGCUGACCAGUCCAGACGCGGCUAGCGAGCCUGCCAGUUACGUGAACUUUAUCAUUGCAGAGCGGGCACAGAGGAUGGUCAUGUGGCUCAACCAGAACUUUCUGUUGCCAGAAGACACUAACAUUCAGAAUGCCCCAUUUCAAGUCUGUUUCACAUCCUUACGCAAUGGUGGCCAGCUCUACAUAAAAAUAAAAUCAAGUGGCGAGAUCACUGUCAAUACUGAUGAUAUUGAUCUGGCUGGUGAUAUCAUCCAGUCGAUGGCAUCUUUUUUUGCUAUUGAAGACCUUCAGGUAGAAGCAGAUUUCCCUGUCUACUUCGAGGAAUUACGAAAAGUGCUGGUGAAGGUGGACGAGUAUCAUUCAGUGCAUCAAAAGCUCAGUGCUGACAUGGCUGAUAAUUCUAAUCUCAUCCGAAGUUUGCUGGUCAGAGCUGAGGAUGCUCGUCUGAUGCGGGACAUGAAAACAAUGAAGAAUCGUUAUAUGGAACUCUAUGACCUUAAUAAAGAUUUGCUAAACGGCUAUAAGAUUCGAUGUAACAACCACACAGAACUGCUAGGAAACCUGAAGGCAGUGAACCAAGCGAUCCAAAGAGCAGGCCGCCUCCGUGUUGGAAAGCCAAAGAACCAGGUGAUCAAUGCUUGUCGGGAUGCCAUUCGAAGCAACAAUAUCAACACACUCUUCAGAAUCAUGCGGGUGGGGACUGCUCCUUCAUAGGAGAGCAAGACCAAGGAAGGAAGCGCCUGCAGAGGUUUAUGUCCAGAAAUCCAGGCCGAUUUGCUCCCAGUCGCAUCCUGGUGAGUCCAGGCUGCUGGGAAUGAAAACCGUGGUGACUUAUAAUGAAAGGCAGGUGUUCCAUCUGACAGUCGGUCUCCUUUCUUUUGAUAUCCAUAGUAAGGUUGCUGAUUUGUGAAAUAGUGUGACUACCUUACAAUAUCAGGGUGUCAGAGUUUAGCUUGUUCUUAUAUAAAGUUAGUGUAUGAGUUUAUCUCCUUCCCCCUUGAAAUUGUAAGUGAAUUUUAAAAUUUGAAAUGAAGUAUUUACUUUUUCAUUAAAAAUAAAAGAUACUGGUCCUUGUUGUUGAUUAUAAAUUA
Molecule: messenger RNA, 2742 nt
Organism: Peromyscus leucopus (white-footed mouse)
Lineage: Eukaryota; Metazoa; Chordata; Mammalia; Rodentia; Cricetidae
Gene: Bbs2
Product: Bardet-Biedl syndrome 2
Exons: 17
Coding region: 200-2365 (721 amino acids)
Biological process (GO): non-motile cilium assembly
Cellular component (GO): motile cilium; BBSome; ciliary basal body
Molecular function (GO): protein binding
Source: RefSeq, a predicted model, not a curated record